CUCACUUUACUGGAUCUGGGACUUUAAAUGAAGAUCACACCAUCAAAGGGGGAGAGACCUCAGCAUGCAAACCCUCGUCUGUCCGGCUUGCACCCUCUCUUUCUUUCCAUGCUGCUGGUCUUCAGAUGGCUGCUCCCAUGCCUCAUUCGCACCAGCAGUACAGUGACUGUCAACAGCAGAGUACAGACCAGUCUGUCACUGUACUGCCAUACAGUGAUCAGACACAAGCACUCACUGCCAGCCAGAGGCACAUGCCCCAGUGCUUUCGUGACCCCACUUUAGCUCCUUUGAGGAAGCUCUCCAUAGACCUGAUCAAAACCUACAAACACAUCAAUGAGGUGUAUUAUGCAAAAAAGAAACGACGACAUCAGCAGGGUCAAGCUGAGGACUCCAGCCACAAGAAAGAAAGGAAAGUCUUCAACGAUGGCUACGAUGAUGAGAACUACGACUACAUUGUCAAGAAUGGGGAAAAAUGGAUGGACCGCUAUGAAAUUGACUCUUUAAUUGGAAAAGGGUCAUUUGGACAGGUUGUAAAAGCUUACGACCGAGCUGAGCAAGAGUGGGUAGCAAUUAAGAUUAUCAAGAACAAGAAGGCCUUUCUGAAUCAAGCUCAAAUUGAAGUACGGCUUCUCGAGCUCAUGAACAAACAUGACACAGAGAUGAAAUACUAUAUAGUACACUUGAAACGGCACUUCAUGUUCCGGAAUCAUCUUUGCUUAGUAUUUGAAAUGUUGUCAUACAACCUUUAUGACUUGUUACGGAAUACGAACUUCAGAGGUGUCUCUUUGAAUCUGACACGGAAGUUUGCCCAGCAGUUGUGUACAGCACUACUGUUUCUCGCUACACCUGAGCUCAGCAUCAUCCACUGUGACCUAAAGCCAGAGAACAUCCUGCUAUGUAACCCCAAGAGAAGUGCCAUCAAAAUAGUGGACUUUGGGAGCUCCUGCCAACUGGGACAAAGGAUAUAUCAGUACAUCCAGAGUCGAUUCUACCGCUCCCCUGAAGUGUUAUUGGGAAUGCCAUAUGACCUGGCCAUAGAUAUGUGGUCUCUGGGAUGCAUUCUGGUGGAAAUGCAUACAGGAGAACCUCUAUUUAGUGGAGCCAAUGAGGUGGACCAAAUGAACAAAGUUGUUGAAGUACUUGGGAUCCCACCCAAUCACAUUAUGGACCUAGCACCAAAAGCCAGGAAGUUCUUUGAGAAGUUGUCAGAUGGGACAUGGAGUAUUAAGAAGACCAAAGAUGGAAAAAGGUACAAACCUCCAGCGUCUCGAAAGCUCCAUGUCAUCUUGGGAGUGGAAUGUGGUGGACCAGGCGGUCGUCGGGCGGGAGAAUCCGGACACGCAGUAGCUGACUACUUGAAGUUCAAGGACCUCAUUCUCAGAAUGCUGGACUACGACCCCAAGACGCGAAUUCAGCCCUACUAUGCCCUCCAGCACAGUUUCUUCAAGAAGACCACGGAUGAAGGAACCAAUACAAGCAGUAGUGUGUCAACAAGUCCUGCACUUGAGCAGUCACAGUCAUCAGGGACCACUUCUAGUACAUCCUCAAGCUCAGGAGGAUCGUCUGGAACAAGCACCAGUGGCAGAGCAAGAUCCGAUCCAACUCAUCACCAUCGGCACAGCAGCGGGCAUUUUGGCAUAGCCAUGCCAGCCAUAGACUGUGACAACCUUUGCCCUCAGGCGAGACAGCCUUAUCAUCCACCAGUAGUAUGGCCUGGAAUCGUAGGACCAGAGAAAAAACAUCUGCGUAAAUUUGCCUCUUUGUGUUGA
Molecule: messenger RNA, 1769 nt
Organism: Sinocyclocheilus anshuiensis
Lineage: Eukaryota; Metazoa; Chordata; Actinopteri; Cypriniformes; Cyprinidae
Product: dual specificity tyrosine-phosphorylation-regulated kinase 1A-like
Exons: 11
Coding region: 126-1769 (547 amino acids)
Biological process (GO): peptidyl-serine phosphorylation; peptidyl-threonine phosphorylation; protein autophosphorylation
Molecular function (GO): protein serine/threonine/tyrosine kinase activity; ATP binding; protein serine/threonine kinase activity
Source: RefSeq, a predicted model, not a curated record